Molecule: messenger RNA, 2023 nt
Organism: Nematolebias whitei (Rio pearlfish)
Lineage: Eukaryota; Metazoa; Chordata; Actinopteri; Cyprinodontiformes; Rivulidae
Gene: rasef2
Product: ras and EF-hand domain-containing protein
Exons: 17
Coding region: 38-2023 (661 amino acids)
Molecular function (GO): GTPase activity; calcium ion binding; GTP binding
Source: RefSeq, a predicted model, not a curated record
CCGAGGAGUUGGUCCCACUUGGACAUUUCCAGUCUGCAUGCCUCCAUCAAACGCCAUGAAUCGACUCAGCCUUCAGAGACUUUUCUCUGCUUGUGACGUCAACAAGUCCGGCAGGAUCGAGUACGAGGACUUCACGGUUGUCUGCAGGGAGCUCAACGUCCCGGAGACGGAGACCAGAACUCUGUUCGACAAGUUCGGCGCGCGCGAGGACGGUUUCAUCGACUACGACAGGUUUUCCUCCAGGUUCCUGGAGGUCUCAGAGACUCUGGACCUGGCGUCCUUUGGCGCCGGGACGUCCCAAACCCGCGGGGGAGACUUCGUGGACCGGAUAGAUGCGGACUUUCUCCUUUCUGAGGGUCUUAGGGAGCAGCUGGCGGAUCUUUACCAGGCCAUUCACUCCUCUGCAAACAUGACUUUCCUGCAGACGUACGAGGACGUCGUCCACUCUCUUGUCAGUAAAAGCCUAGAAAACAAACUAGAAUGUGAACAAAUGGAGACCAAUCUAAAGCGAGCUGAGGAGAUGAAUAACAGUCAGCUGGCAGAGUUGGAGGAAGAUAUUCAGCAACAGCUGGCAAGAACAGAGGAACGGGUCAGGAACGAGGAGCGGAAAAAAAUGGAAGGAGUCAUGGCAACCAUGCAGAGGAAGCACAAAGAUGAGGUUGCAGACCUGCAUGCCACAGUUGACCGGCUGCUAAAGGAUCAAGAGAGUUCUGAGUUGAACCAGUCGAAGGAGGAGGUGAUCAAACUGAACAGACAAAUCUGUGAUCUCCUGCAGGAAAACGAGCAGCUGCGAGGCUCUCUGCUGAAAGCGGAGACGGACAUCGCCGUCCUCCUCUCUGAGCUGGACAAGCUGAAGAACAUGCAUGAAGAUCAAAAAGCUCAACACGAAAGAGAAACAGAAGACUUGAAGAGGACGGUCGAGGAAUACCAGUCGUACUCCAGUCAGAUUCAGAUGCUACAGGAGCUGAAUAAGAAGCUGUACGACAGUAACGACGGCCUGCGCUCCGCUUUAGCCAGUCAAGUGGUUGCAGCUAAAAGAAGAUUGUCUCCCCAGAAUGAAAUCCCCGCCCGAAGAAUGAAACCGCUCCGACAGAGCACACUCAACCACGGCAGCUCGGAGCAGAACCCCUCGCUCUCUCGAGUGGCCACCUGGGCCGAUCGGUACCUGGACAGCGGGGUCUCCCUGCCGACGUACACGGCCGAGAGCGACUACGACAGCGACGACAGCCGGAGCUCUGUGGAGACCGUGCACCACAGCUACUCGUACAUCCCGUCUGAUGUAGAGAUCUCCGAGGUGAAAUCUGAAGCUGCGGUGUCGGUGGCUCCCAGCAGAGGCAGCUCUGCAGCUUCAUCCCUGCGAAGACGCCUGUCUGCCUUUCCCCCAAAGCCGUUUGAGGAGGGCGUUGCAAAGGAUAUCGACUCUGCCCCGAUGUACCGUGUGGUUUUGGCCGGAGAUGCAGGAGCUGGAAAGUCCAGCUUCCUGUUGCGUCUGACACUCAGCGAGUUCAGAGGAGACAUUCAGACAACGCUGGGCGUUGAUUUCCAGAUGAAGAGGAUGUUGGUGGACGGAGAGGCGACCAGUCUGCAGAUAUGGGACACAGCUGGUCAGGAGAGGUUCCGCAGCAUUGCCAGGUCAUAUUUUCGUAAAGCUCACGGAGUCCUGCUGCUCUACGACGUUACCUCUGAGAGCAGCUUCCUGAACGUCAGGGCGUGGGUGGAUCAGAUCCAGGAAUCCACCGAUGAGAAACUGGCCCUGUGUGUUAUUGGAAACAAGGUGGACCUCCGGGAGCAGCUUCCAGCAGGAAGCUGUGUCAGCACUGCGCACGGAGAAAAGCUGGCCAAGGCGUACGGUGCCUUGUUCUGUGAAACCAGUGCCAAAGACGGAACCAACAUAACCGAGGCCGUGCUUCAUCUGGCAAGAGAAGUAAAGAAAAACUGCAGUCUGAGGCGGCGGUCGGUCUCUCGGGUCAGACUCGGUCAAAGCAACCCAAAGAAGACUUUGAACAGUUGUUGUGGACGGUAA